Molecule: messenger RNA, 1577 nt
Organism: Bradysia coprophila
Lineage: Eukaryota; Metazoa; Arthropoda; Insecta; Diptera; Sciaridae
Product: UPF0314 protein bll0647-like
Cellular component (GO): plasma membrane
Source: RefSeq, a predicted model, not a curated record
AUUUCGACCAAGAAAAACACAGACCAUCUCAUACCAAAGAAGCUACCACAGUGUUACCAGCAGAAUGAUGAAAAUCUCCCUUUUCAGAUUUCAUGCCAUUCUAAUUUCCUGCAUUCUAUUCGGGAAUGUGGGAGGACAAGGAGAGGCUGCUCAGGAUUCAGUCCCUGACGACUUUCUCCAAAAUCACAUACCCAUUUACGUUGCAAUCGUAAUUGGUAUGUUUGUGCUGCAAUCGGUCGUUCUAUUUCUAAUGGGUCAACCGUUUGUACCGACAACCGGUCUCGUCUGCUGGUAUGGUGACGUUAAUGGCCCUGGAAAUUCACAACACCUAACGGACUGGUACAGUUUCACGCAUAUUUUGCACGGAUUCAUUUUCUAUUUCGUUGCUUACGGUGUACGGAUUCUACUUCCCGUUUUCACUGUCAAUUACGGAUAUUUGGUCGCUUUGAGUACGGCCGUUACUUGGGAAAUAGUCGAGAAUACUCCUUGCGUAAUCAAUAGAUACAGACAGACGGCAGUGGCUGCAGGAUACAAUGGUGAUUCGGUGAUUAAUUCCAUAUGCGAUUCCAUUUGUUGUACGUUGGGAUAUUGGAUAAGUUACGUUACACCAUGGUGGGUCAUUUUAACGCUGGCCAUCGUCGAAGAAAUUCUAUUGGCCAUCAUUAUCAGGGACAAUUUAAUGAUUAAUAUCAUCCAAAUAAUCUUCUCAAUCAAAAGUAUUUCGGAAUGGCAGGCACGAGGCAACAAGACUCAAGUUGUGAGUACGAGCGACACUGAUAAGGAUGUGAGAUAAGCUGGAUACGUGUGUAGUAGGAGAAAUUUUCGUGUGUAGUAGGAUACGUGUGUAGUAGGAGGCAGUUGCUUUUAAGACUCGGAACAGGUCAAGUCAGGUCAAGAAAAAAAUUACCUGCGGGUUUCAGGUCAGGUUCAGGUAAUUUUUAAACUUGACCUGACCUGAUAUGAAAAUGACCUGAUAUGACCUGACGUGACCUGAGUUUGAUAAAGUUAUUUUCGUGAAUCCCAAUCUUUUUAACCUGACUAAUUGACACCAGGAAUGAUGAUUGCUGGUUGCAAAAAUUGAACAAACAACCGUUGACAGCAAAGCUGUUGAACCAUAGACUUCCUUCAAAAGUCAUCAAAAGCGUUCUUAUUCAACAAACAGAACUGAAAUCAUGGGCGCGCGUUAGCAUAGCGCCCGUGACGCAAGUCCUAUUACUAGAAAAAAUUUGUCGUUCUAUCUUCCCUUGCCCUGAAUGUCAUAGUAGAAACACUUUCUUAUUUUUGAAUAGAAUAGAAAGGGUGAUACGCUAGAAUUUCAAUCAUAUUUCUAGCAUUCCAAUUCUCUGUCAUUUCGUUUACGUUGACGUAUUUCCAUUUCCAUCUAUCUCUUUACACAUUUUCCACAGGUCACAAUACCAAGUCUGUACAUCCAAAUACUGUAGACAACAUGCAUGUGAUUGUAGUAAGUCUCAUGGAAAGAUACUUUUCAUUAUUUACCUGUGAUUUUUAGAAUCAUUCAUAGGGGCUAUAGAGGAUCUAUGCAAUUCUCAGUUUUCGUCGCGAAACAAAAUCAAAAG